GUCAAAACUCAAAAGAAAUGUUUAUGUUUUUGCAACGAGAGUGAAAUAUUUGAACCAAUAACAUAUUAUUUAAAUAUAAAUAUAGGAUACGAACUGCCUUUGACAUAAAUCAAUAAAAUGUACCUUAUCAGAAGAUACGCUUUGUUUUCAGCCAUACUGCUUAUAUGCCUACCUUUCGCGUCGCAGUUCGAUAUUGACGAGGAAGCGGAUGCUUUAAAAGACGACAACGAUUUCUCCACCGUCGACGAAUCAGAAUCUCUUCUCUCCAAUGUAGUUUCAGAUGUGAACAAAACUUUGACCAAUCUAUACAACCAAGUCACCUUUGCUAAUGUUACUGUGGAUACCAAUAAAACAAAUGCAAACGAAACACGAAAAUUGGUUAAAUGUAAGGAGAUAGUGUAUGAGCCGGAUGUCGAUCCAUCUGUGGAAAUAAUAAACGGCACAGCACUUGCUAAACUGCUUCAAAUAAAACCGGAUAUUCAAAGUCGAGAUGUCGAGGCAGACUGUGUCUUAGUACUGUUUUAUGCCAGAGCUUGUCCCUUCAGUGCUCAUGCGGCCCCACAUUUUAACGCACUAGCCAGAUCUUACCCUAAUAUUAAGAUGGUCGGCCUUGAUGCAUUAAAAUAUCAUGGAAUAAAUGCACAGUAUGGAAUUGUUGGAGUGCCUACAUUAAAAAUGUUCCACAAUGGUCGGCCUGUAGGUAAAUUCAACGGCACAGAGUAUAACAUACACUUGUUUAGUAAAUUUGUGCAUGUUAUCACUGGACAAAAUCCUCAAGCUCUGUUAGUUACAUCAAAAGACUUCCAAGGACCGGUUUCAAGUGUUGUAGAAAAGGAAACUGAUUAUUUUCUCAUCCUGUCAUGGUUAUUUAUCAUUACCUGCUCUAUUUAUUACUUCAUGGAAUCAAAAUGGUGUAAAAUGAUUGUUGAAAUAGUACAACUUAAUUGGAGAGAAUCUGAAGCACAACAUGAGCAUAUUGAUUAAGUUUGUUUCUUUUAUUUUAUGGUGUGUAAAUAUAUUUAUUUAUUAAUGUAAAA
Messenger RNA from Bicyclus anynana (squinting bush brown), 1037 nucleotides. It is a transcript of the gene bug, whose product is annotated as thioredoxin domain-containing protein 15. Gene Ontology annotation, biological process: cilium assembly. The transcript has 2 exons. The coding region runs from base 118 to 984 and encodes 288 amino acids. Lineage: Eukaryota; Metazoa; Arthropoda; Insecta; Lepidoptera; Nymphalidae. Gene Ontology annotation, cellular component: cilium. The record is from RefSeq and is a predicted model, not a curated record.